AUGGGGUCACUUUUUGAUGUUCUGGGAUCUUGUCUCAUGGACAUGGCUAAGAUGGGAAUAGUGGAAGAAGCUAAGGUAGACUCAUUCAAUGUGCCAGUGUACUCGACAACACCACAAGAAAUAAAGAAAUUGAUAGAGAGAAAUGGGUGUUUUAAUAUAGAGAGAAUAGUAGAUAUUCUUCCUCAAGAAAAUAAGUUAAAGGAGUUUUCUGCACAAACAUAUAGUGACCAUACGAGAGCUGUUAUGGAAGUGGUUAUAAAGUUACAUUUCGGGUGUAACGAGCAUACAAUCGAUCACCUUUUCCAACAUCUAUAUCCCAAGAAAUUUGAAGAUACUCUUGCAAAUUUGAUGCAGUCUAUGGGGAAAACUAUUGUGUUGUUCAUUAUUCUCAAACGCAAAUGA
Molecule: messenger RNA, 402 nt
Organism: Papaver somniferum (opium poppy)
Lineage: Eukaryota; Viridiplantae; Streptophyta; Magnoliopsida; Ranunculales; Papaveraceae
Product: probable S-adenosylmethionine-dependent methyltransferase At5g38100
Exons: 2
Coding region: 1-402 (133 amino acids)
Biological process (GO): methylation
Molecular function (GO): S-adenosylmethionine-dependent methyltransferase activity
Source: RefSeq, a predicted model, not a curated record